AUGCUCGUAAAACACAGAACACAGGAGACUUAUAAAAGCAGAACUUGUAACAGUGAUUCAAUUUAUUCCACAAGCUCGAGAAUAAAUUCAAAAUAUCACAUUAUACCAACCGUAAUUUAUUUCUUGGAAGAAUUGAAAAACGAAACGGUUUCACUGAAAACAAUAUGAAAGAGGUUCAAUUCUCGAAAAUUUUCAAUUCUAUCAUUCAGAUUGAAGUACGAAUACGAAUUUCUCUUAACAGAUUUGAAAAAAAUAUAAUCUUUUAUAACAGUGGCAUAUAUACAUUUCUAUAUUAGGAAUUCAGCAAGGAAUGCUGGUUGUGAAAAAUAUUUAUUUAUACCCAAGAAUUAACUGAUUUCCUGCGGACAUAAGAUUGUGACUUGAUUCUGCCACAGGGACAUAUGGAUAAAAUCAGCCAUGUCAUGUGACUGAUUGAAAAUAAAUAUCUAUACACUCAAAGAAAAGAUUCCACUUAAUGAAAGGACAAUGAUCUAAACAAACACAGUGCUUCUGGGAACAUAUCAAAUACUCUUCAUUUAGAAGGCUGUAACUUCCGGAAUUGCAUCUGAUCUUGGAUUGUAUUUGAUCGAUCGAAAAGAUAAAAUAAUGUUUAUUCACGUAAUUAAUGGAACAUGUCAGUGACGAAAUAAUUGAUGAGUUUCGUAAUUUAUGCUAUAAACAAAGAUCUAUAGCUUAUUUAAGUGUCAGAUUUGCUUCUCCGUGAAAACCACUGAUGAUGUCGUGCGCGCAAUGUGUGGGUUGCAGACUAGCCAUCUGUAAUCCUGGGCUGUACGGAUUAAAUUGUAAUAAAACUUGUAAUCCCAACUGCCGUGCGGUUCCCUGUUCUUCGUGCUCGUGUGAAGUGUGUAACCAGCUCAACGGAAACUGUACAAAUGGUUGUGAUUCAGGAUGGUUCGGUGCUAAAUGCGAGACAAUAUGUCCAGACAAGUGCAUGUACAUGGAAGGACAUUUAGAAAUAUGUAAUCGUGAAACAGGGAACUGUUUGUUCGGGUGCCAAAACGGUUACUAUGGAGAUAUGUGCAAUAACACGUGUCAUAUUGGAUGCACGGAUUCAUUAUGUGAAAAACCAAAUGGAACUUGUGUUAAAGGAUGUCUGGAUGGUUAUAAAGGGGAUUUCUGUGGUGGUUCAUCUCCUGAUGAAGGUGGUCUGAACAAUGAUGAAAUUGCUGGGGCCCUCGGGGGAGCGUUUGUCGUCAUGUUGUGGGCAACCGUAGUUAUUGUUCUCAUCUUCGUCAUUUGGAGGAGACGUUUGAAAAACUACGAAGUUUUUAAUCGAAAUGACAACUUCGGAAAUGACUCAAACAGAAGCUCAAGCAGACGACGUUUACGGCGACACAGCAGUAGUUCGUCUGUUAGUGGAACAGCAAACCAUAUCCUUGCCGAGGAACAACAAUUAACAGAAGGCCAGAGAUUGGUUCCUGUUCAUAUCAACAAACACAGACCUUUGAUCGAGAAAAGAUCAGUGACCUUCGAUACGGACUCACCAGUACACUGCACGUGCACAUAUGGCGGAUCAUCACGAGACUUUUAUGUAUGCCGAGGGGCAGGGAUGGAACAGGAUGAAUAUGAACAAGAUCUACAAAAUCAUUUGCACGAAUUUCACGUGCAUUUUACAAAUGAACAUGACACUGGACACUUUCCAACGAGAAGAGCUUCGUCGGAGGGCGAUAUUAGUGAAUUAUCAGCUGUGUGGAAGCCUAUACGAUAUUGAACCACGGGAGGUACUUAUUUAAAGCAAGAGAUGUACUUGAGUAAUGUUGAAGUAUUUGUGGAAGACGUUCAAAUUCCAUUCCAAUAAUUAACGAUGCCAUUCAAAACUGAUAUUGCUCAGUAUUUCUACAUAACAAUUCGUUCUGUAAAUUGUUUGCUUAACUGCUAAAUACUGCAUCUGGCGUGUUAUGUUCUAUAUGAAGUUUUGUAUAAUGGAAUCGUUAAAAGAAAUCGUGUGGUAAAUGAGAAUAGGUAGUGAAUAUAAAAUGUGCGUUAGUAAAAUUAUGGAACAACAACUCAAAGUUUACGAUUUAGAAGUUCCUAAAAUGACAGCACACCCUCACUCCGUUUUAUUGUAAUUAACAACCUGUAUAUUAUUGUAAACAACUAGGCAAUUUACAUUAAAGAAACUAAUGUCCUAGGCCAAUACUUUGGAUGCAUUCAAGUUUUUACUUUGUUUUGUUUUGUUUAGAGUCACACCGAUACAAUAAAGGUCAAACGGCAGAUUUUCCAGCUUUUAGUGGUGGAAGACCUUAGUGACAGGGAAGAUCACUAGGGAUGGCUUCCUUAAAUGAAGAAUUCUACUCAAAUUUUACUGUCUUGCAUCAUGGUACUCUAAAAGAGCAAAAACUUGUUCGAAACGUCAUUCCUGACACAUGGAAUUUUUCACAUCCAGUUGUAAAAACACUGGGCACUUUUCUACAAAUACUGGACAAAUAAACUAAAAACAUGAUAGUCAGGAGGCGGUUCAUCACCAUUACCUUGUGACCUUGCUUCUGUCGAGGUUUGGUAAACAUUCAUCAGGCGGAUUGAGAAAAUAUAAUUUCAGUUAUU
This is a messenger RNA of Mercenaria mercenaria, 2565 nucleotides long. Its product is annotated as platelet endothelial aggregation receptor 1-like. NCBI's taxonomy places the organism in Eukaryota, Metazoa, Mollusca, Bivalvia, Venerida, Veneridae. Bases 734 to 1732 code for a protein of 332 amino acids. The record is from RefSeq and is a predicted model, not a curated record. The transcript is spliced from 5 exons.